CCGUGAAUGCGCACGAGCCCGCUUUGUCCCUCGCGACGCUGUGUGGCGACGAAGACUGUGUAUGAACAAUUUUUGGUUCAUUUUUUGAAGGACACUGUUUCGUCUUCUCGUAGAUCGACGUGCGGAAAAUGAGCAUGAUGAUGGAGGCAAAGGAAAGAACUCGUCUGCGCAAGGAAAAAGGCCAGGAAGCAAACAGGAGCAGGCUAAGUAAUUCUUACUGCGAUCGAAAGAUAAAGGAAAAGAAAAAAACAAAAAGUGAGAAAGAGAACAGCAAGCAAAGAAGGCCUGAUUCAUCUUGAGUCCGCAUGACAUGCUGGCUUUUCUACUACUCCGAAGGAGAUGAGCUGCCAUGGCUGCGGUCACGCUAGGGAAAGCUCCUUGAGAAUAAGUACGGUUAAAGCAUGAGAAACUCAAAAACUAGACUUUGAAUAGUGAGAUUGUUAGUGCGGAUUUGUAAGAUGUGAAGACUACUUCUAGACGGUGCUCGGAUUUGAUUUUGAAUUUGAGCUCGUCCUCGGUAUUGAGUUUGCGUUACAAUAAACCUCUCCACUUCGAAACUAGGACCGUCAGCCGCCAACUCCCGGUCUACAGGAAAUCGUGUUGUAUUCUCCGCCGGGGUCAGCCACACCAACCGCCGUGUCGCUCUUCAAGGCCAAGAUGAACUUUGCAACAGGUG
Molecule: messenger RNA, 676 nt
Organism: Amoebophrya sp. A120
Lineage: Eukaryota; Dinophyceae; Syndiniales; Amoebophryaceae
Source: the annotation of a GenBank genome assembly